Rosa rugosa (rugosa rose) is the source of this 1311-nucleotide messenger RNA. RefSeq lists its product as uncharacterized. Bases 1 to 1311 code for a protein of 436 amino acids. The transcript has a single exon. NCBI's taxonomy places the organism in Eukaryota, Viridiplantae, Streptophyta, Magnoliopsida, Rosales, Rosaceae. The record is from RefSeq and is a predicted model, not a curated record.
AUGCAAACUCGGGGCUUUGGGAGCAAUAACCUUGUUCCUUUGGAUCGUGAGAUUGAACGCACAGCUAGGUCACAUCGGAAACGUGCGUCUCAACGUGUGGGAGAGCAGGACAAGACGGAUUCUUUCGUUUUUCCACCAAUUCCACCACAUUCACUAGUUCCACCAUCACCUAUUGAGCUACAACAAGCUGUGAUCACACCUCUUCCUGUGGGUGUUGUUCAUUCAGACUCUGAGGAAUCUUUCAAGUCAAGUGAAGCUGAAGAGGAAGAACAGUUGGUUAACAUGGCAGGAAAUCGUACUUUGAAGCAAUUGACCGCACCUACUGCUGUGCAACAACCCUUGUGCAUCGCUUAUCCUGCUGGGGCACAAGGCUUUGAGCUUAAGUCGGGCAUUCUUCAUCAUCUGCCUAAGUUUCAUGGGUUUUCAACCGAGGAUCCUAAUCUUCAUCUCAAGGAAUUCCAUAUGAUUAUUACAGGGAUGAAGCCUGAAGCAGUUCUUGAAGAGCAUGCUAAGUUGCGUGCCUUUCCAUUCUCUUUGGAAGGGAAGGCAAGGGAGUGGCUGUACAAUCAAUCUCCAGGGUCUAUGAAUUCAUGGGAUCAAGUGCAACAAGCUUUUCUUGAAGAGUACUUUCCGGCUACUAAAGCAGCAAGCAUAAGGAAAGACAUAUGUGCUAUCCGACAGAUGCAUGGAGAGUCCUUUGGGGAGUACUAUGAUAGGUUCAAUCGCUUGAUUUCUUCAUGCCCAAACCAUCAAAUCAGUGAUCAUCUUCUCAUAAUCUAUUUCUAUGAGGGAUUGUGUGGCACAGACCGCAUAAUGCUUGAUGCAGCAAGUGGAGGAGCUUUUGUGGACAAGAUACCUGCCAAUGCACAUGCCUUGUGCAAGAAUAUAGCCUCCAACACUCGUCAAUAUGGAGGGAGAGAUAUGAUACCGCGACAAAAUGUCAAUGAGGUAAGUUCUACUUCUAAUUUAGAAGCACAAAUAGCUAACCUCACUAAUCUUGUGAAACAGGUGGUGCUACCCAAGCAAGUAUGCGGAGUAUGCUCAAUGAUGGGACAUGCAGCUGAUAUGUGCCCAUCAUUAAAUGAUCAAGGUGGCUGGGAGCAAGCUAAUGCAAUUGGAGGGUUUCAAGGGCAGCAACGAGCUAAAUAUGAUCCUUUCUCAAAUACCUACAAUCCGGGAUGGAGGGAUCAUCCAAAUUUCCGCUGGAAUAAUAAUGACAAUGUCCUGCAGCCUCAAGGCAACAACUUCAAUCGAUCUCCACCUGGGUUUCAACAAGCAAGGCAACAAGCAUCAUAUCAAGCACCACCUUAA